Molecule: messenger RNA, 3236 nt
Organism: Coregonus clupeaformis (lake whitefish)
Lineage: Eukaryota; Metazoa; Chordata; Actinopteri; Salmoniformes; Salmonidae
Gene: lig1
Product: ligase I, DNA, ATP-dependent
Exons: 27
Coding region: 1-2964 (987 amino acids)
Biological process (GO): Okazaki fragment processing involved in mitotic DNA replication; DNA repair; lagging strand elongation
Cellular component (GO): nucleus; mitochondrion
Molecular function (GO): ATP binding; DNA ligase (ATP) activity; DNA binding
Source: RefSeq, a predicted model, not a curated record
AUGCAGGACACAGGUAGCCUUCACACGCCUGAAUUCCCCCAGGAGACAGUCCCAGAUGGCUCUGGUCACCCAACCUUGCAGUGCCCUACACGCGCUUUCUUCCUGCCCAAAACUGGCAAAGAAAAGGAAAGCAAAAAGAGUGAUGGACCAGUGAAAGAGAAACCAGAACCUGUCAAAAGUCCUCUCAAAGUGCAGAAUGGAGUCCACAAUGAGCCUGAUUCGCCAGUAAAACAGUUCAGGAAACACAGUCGUCAGAUCCUGCACAGUGACGAUGAUGAGGCUCCAGCUGUGAAAGAACAGGCAGUCAAACAGGAACAAGACGACAAGGCUGUCCUGCCCAAGAAGGAAAAGCUGCCACCCGACAGUCCCACGUCCACCUCACCCUCAGGAAUACUCAAGAGCCGGACCGCAAGGAAGCAGUUCCCAAAGAGAAAACUGGACAGCAGGAGUGGCAGUGAGGAGGAGGAGGUGAAGGAGGAACAAGGACUGCAGAAUAAAAGAGCUAGGGUUGACAAAACACAGGACAGCACAGAGAAUGAAGAGGAAGCAAUGCAGGUGGGAGGAGAGGAAAAAAGUGUGGAUAAGCCUAAGAUAGCGGCGGAAAAAACGGAGCAGAAUGAGACGGAUGAAGAGAAGACUAAAGACGACGAAAAGGAGAAAGAAAUUGAUGUGAAAGAGACCACGACCGAGAAGGCAGAGGACGAUGGAAAGAAGUUGAAAGAGGAAAAAGAGAAAGGAAAAAGUCCUAAAACUCAAAAGAAGGCGGUAAAGGAUGAGAAAGAAAUUGAGGACAAAGUGUCACAAAGGCCCCAAGCCAAGAAAGCCCCCAUCAGCAGUUUCUUUGCUCCCAGGAAAGCAGCUGUGAAGAUGGAAAAACCAGAGGAGAAAAGCGUGGAAGGGAGAAGGCUGAGCGGGGAGAAGAAGGAGGAAGAGGAAAAGGUGGCCAGUAUCACUGAGGUUGUUAAAGACAAGAAAGGAGAGAAGACGGACCAGGCCCAGUACGACCCGUCCAGACCCAACUACCACCCGGUGGACCACGCCUGCUGGGGGUGGGGACAGAGGGUCCCUUAUUUAGCUGUUGCACGUACCUUUGAGAAGAUUGAGGAAGACUCUGGCAGAUUGAGGAACAUUGAAACAUUAUCAAAUCUUCUACGCUCUGUGAUCAUCCUCUCUCCAGAGGACCUGCUGUGCUGUGUUUACCUGUGUCUCAAUCAGUUGGGUCCUGCUUACCUGGGACUGGAGCUGGGAGUGGGAGAAACUGUACUCAUGAAAGCUGUUGGCCAAGCAACUGGGCGACAGUUGGACAAAAUCAAGGCGGAGGCUGCAGAGAAGGGCGACUUGGGGUUGGUGGCUGAGAGUUCCCGUAGCAACCAGAGAAUGAUGUUCCAGCCAGCCAAUCUGACGGCAGGGGGCGUGUUCAACAAACUGAAAGACAUCGGGAACAUGAGUGGGAACUCUGAGUUGCCUGCCAUGAAUAAGAAGAUUGACACCAUCAAAGGUCUCUUUGUAGCCUGCCGCUUCUCUGAGGCCAGAUACAUUGUCAGGUCUCUGGUAGGGAAGCUGAGGAUAGGCUUGGCUGAGCAGAGUGUACUGGCUGCCCUGAGUCAGGCUGUGUGUCUGACUCCUCCAGGACAAGACUUCCCUCCAGCGGUGAUCGAUGCAGGGAAAGGAAUGAGUGCAGAAAAACAGAAAGCCUGGAUAGAGGAGAAGAGCCUUAUCCUUAAACAGACCUACUGUGAGAUGCCCAACUAUGAUGUCAUCAUCCCAGUACUGAUGAAGGAGGGCAUAGAUGAACUGCCCAAACACUGCAAACUCACCCCAGGUGUGCCAUUGAGGCCCAUGCUGGCUCACCCCACCAAAGGUGUAGGAGAGGUGAUGAAGAGGUUCGAUGAAGCCGCCUUCACCUGCGAGUACAAGUAUGAUGGAGAAAGAGCACAGAUCCAUAUUCUGGAGAACGGGGACGUGCAUAUUUUCAGUCGCAACCAGGAAGACAAUACAAGCAAAUAUCCCGAUAUCAUCUCUCACAUUUCCAUGGUAAAGAAGGAGUCUGUGGUGUCCUGUGUGCUUGACUCUGAGGCUGUGGCUUGGGACAGAGAGAAGCAACAGAUCCAGCCAUUCCAGGUGCUCACCACACGGAAGAGAAAGAACGUGGAUGCAGCUGAUAUCAAGGUCCAAGUGUGUGUGUACGCCUUUGACCUGCUGUAUCUCAACGGAGAGUCUCUGGUAAAGCAGCCCCUGUCCCGUCGCAGGGCUCUUCUGAAGGAUAGCUUCGAGGAGAAGGAGGGAGAGUUUGUGUUCGCCCGCGCUAUUGACUCAGACAACACAGACACCAUCGCCGAGUUCCUGGAGCAGUCUGUUCGAGACUCCUGUGAGGGACUAAUGGUGAAGACUCUGGAGAAAGAUGCCACUUAUGAAAUCGCCAAACGCUCUCACAACUGGCUCAAGCUGAAGAAGGACUAUCUGGAUGGGGUGGGGGACACGGUGGAUCUGUGUGUGAUUGGAGCGUAUCUGGGGAAGGGCAAGAGAACCGGGACCUAUGGAGGCUUCCUGCUCGCCUGCUACGAUGAGGACAAUGAAGAGUUCCAGUCAGUCUGCAAGAUCGGGACAGGUUUCAAGGAUGAAGAUUUGGAGCAACAUUACAAAUUCUUAACGGAGCACAUUUUGCCCAAGCCCCGCCCCUAUUAUCGUGUGGACCAAUCAACAGAGCCCGAUGUGUGGCUCGGUGCCGUGCAAGUAUGGGAAGUAAAGUGUGCCGACCUAUCGCUGUCGCCGAUCUACAAGGCUGGCAUGGGAUUGUGUGACCCAGAGAAGGGCAUCUCUCUUCGGUUCCCACGCUUCCUGAGGAUCCGAGAUGAUAAAAAGCCAGAGGACGCAACUUCAGGAGGACAGAUUGCUGAUUUGUACAGGAAGCAGCAGGUUGUUCAAAACCAGGGAGACAAAGCUGACCUUGAGGACUACUACUGACCUCAUCAAUGGACCAUCCAGUCGCCAAUGACUCGGGUGAAAUCUCAAUUUGUACAAUUUAUUUUUAUUUUUAUGGUGAACAAGGCACUGUCGACGCAAAAAAUAAAUACCGUCUGUACAGCAGUGUGUCUAGAUCCAAGUGCUGGUUUUAGGCUCUGCCAAUGUCAUGAUAUUCAACAUUUUUGUUGGUGUUGAGCCUAAGGCUUGUUUUUGUAAACGUAUACUUAACAGUAUGAAUAAAGGAUGUGUUCCAGAGUUUUCAAUUACACAAA